AAACAAGCUCGCCUACACACUUGUGGAACAAAAAGAUUUGCAACAAACUCAUCUUUUUUUCGUUUUUUCAAAUUGUAGCAUACAAAAACGGACAAGAACUUUUCUAGCCUAUAGGGCAUCUCAUAUUGGACGGGUAGAAGCGGGGUACAUAUGGUUUGGUUGGUGACGACAAGGUGCGCUCCCAACCGAUUAUAUCUCCCCUUGGUUCUGCAUCUUCCAAGUUUAUGUAUAGUUUGUAAAUACUCUUUAGUUUUUGGUUUAUAUAUACAUGAAUAGGGCUUUGCGUCCUGUUUUUUUCUUCAAAAAAAAAUGGACAAGAACCUUGUUUGAGACUCAAAUAUGUGUAUUUGGGGUCAAGUCCGACGGCCAUAUAGAGAAGCUUGAGCUCUUACAUAACAAGAGCCUCUCAUACUUUUGAAAGAGAGAGCAAGAUAUAGAGAGUUAUAAAGAGAGGGAGAGGGAGGGAGCUAAGGCAAAAGAUAUGAAAGCAAAGCAAAGCUUCGGCCAAACAUAUACUCAGAGAUUAGGCUUGGUUGCUCUAUUCGGAUGUAUCAUUGUUCCCGUUAUUUUUAUUGCUCUGAUCAAGUCGAAUUCUCUCCAAUUUUCCAUUCUGAGUUUGCAGCUUUCUAUUAGAACAUAUGGGAGCUUGUCAACCAUGGAGGAAGAUGAAGUCUCGACACGAAGAGGUGCCAAUUCAACAACUCAAUCUCUUCAAUUGAGGGUUGUGCAAGAGAGGAAUGAUUCAAUUAUUGGCAUCGAUAACGAAUUGAUAAAAUUAGCCCUUCCUUCAAAUGAACAGCCUAAUGUAAACAAAUCAAAUGCAGAAGUUGUCAUUAAUAAGAUGCCACUUGAUCAAAAUAAAAAGCAAGAUGUAAAUAGGUUGAUUGUUGAUAUUGAGAUGACAAAUCAACCUCUUGCUAUCGAGAAUAAUAAAGAGGCAGAAGUGGCUAAUAUCUCAAACGAUGAGAAACAAGAGCAAAUCUAUUCAGUUAGCUCCUUUAAUUCUAGCGAUGUACAUAGCAUAGAAAAUGAGAAAAUAGAAGUGGCUUCCAACGUGAAUAAAACUCAAGAUUUGAAAGAAAAUCAGGAUGAAAACAAGAUAAUAGUAGCAGGUAAUAAACAGGAGGAUAUGACCAUUGACUCAAGUGAGCGGCCAGAGCAAAAUCACGCAAUUGAAGUCCAAGAGAGCAAACUAGUGUGUGACUUCUCACAACCAAGAUCGGACACAUGCUCUCUCCUUGGUGACAUCAGAAUCCUCCCCAAAACCUCAAACAUCAUCUUAGUAUCCCUGCCACCAUCACAAAAUUCAACGGUCAGGAUUCGACCGUACGCCCGAAAAUGGGAGCGACCAGUCAUGCAAAAUAUCAAAGAAGUCUCGAUAUCUCCACCGCCCGAUCCCGAUCAAGCCCCCUCUUGCUCAGUGAAGCACACCGUGCCGGCAGUCAUAUUCUCCACGGGAGGAUUCCUUGGAAACUUCUUCCAUGACUUCACUGAUGUAAUAGUCCCCUUAUUCACAACUUCCCGCCACUUCCAAGGGGAGGUCCAGUUCCUGGUGACCGACUUCAAUUCCGAUUGGAUCGCCAGGUACCGGCCCAUACUCGGCCAGCUUUCCAAAUACGAAGUAAUCGACAUGGACCGGGAGGCCUCAGUCCACUGCUUUUCGAAGGCCCAACUAGGCCUGCUAAGCCACAAGGUGCUCGGAAUCGAUCCGUCCUUGACCCCAAAUAAUUAUUCCAUGCUCGACUUCAAGCAAUUCUUGAGAUCUUCCUUCUCUCUGAACAGAGAGUCUACGAAAGUGAUGCCGAAAAAUUCGAAGAGGAAGCCGAGGCUACUAAUGAUACUACGGAAAGGGUCGCGAUCGCUGAUGAAUGCGAAAGAAAUUGUGUCGAUGGCCCGAUCCACAGGCUUUAAGGUUGUCACUGCUGGGCCCGAAGAAACGAGAGACCUUGCUAAAUUCGCGAAAAUUGUGAACUCCUGUGAUGUGAUGAUGGGAGUGCAUGGAGCUGGGCUGGGCAAUAUGGUCUUUUUGCCGACGAAUGCGAGCUUGAUUCAGAUAAUUCCUUGGGGUGGGCUUAAAUGGGCUUGCUGGCAUGAUUUCGGCCAGCCCGCGUUCGGUAUGGGCCUUAAUUAUGUGGAGUAUGAGAUAAAAGAGGAGGAGAGUUCUCUGAUAGAGGAGUAUCCAAGGGAUCAUGCAGUGUUUAAAGAUCCUUUGUCAAUUCACAGACAAGGCUGGAAUCAGCUGUGGUCUAUAUUUCUUAAUAAGCAGAAGGUUAAGCUUGACGUGGGUAGAUUUAGGGGUGUUUUGUUGGAAAUCUAUAGGUCCCUUAAAAAUUAAACCAGGGAUUACAGCAAAAAAAAAAAAAAAAAAUCUUCAUUUCACAUGAUUAUGCGGAUCUUUUUGUAAAGAAAGCGUGAAUCACGAAUAAUAUAUUAUCGCAUAGAAGGAAAUUGGAAGAAAGUCUUUGCUACAUCAUACGUGGCCUCAAUAAUGUACAUGAUAUAUAUCAGAAAGAAAGAUUUAUUUCAAUUAAAUUGGAAGAAUAUAAUAAUCAUACACACAGCAGUUCCUCUUAUGUUACAUCUCGAAAAACAAUGAUUAUGACCUCUCAUUAUGUUAAUACACAGUACAAGAAAUAAUCUAUGAAAGAGCAUUCAUA
Molecule: messenger RNA, 2657 nt
Organism: Asparagus officinalis (garden asparagus)
Lineage: Eukaryota; Viridiplantae; Streptophyta; Magnoliopsida; Asparagales; Asparagaceae
Exons: 9
Coding region: 482-2335 (617 amino acids)
Molecular function (GO): glycosyltransferase activity
Source: RefSeq, a predicted model, not a curated record